Messenger RNA from Epinephelus fuscoguttatus (brown-marbled grouper), 2498 nucleotides. It is a transcript of the gene calm3a, whose product is annotated as calmodulin 3a (phosphorylase kinase, delta). Lineage: Eukaryota; Metazoa; Chordata; Actinopteri; Perciformes; Serranidae. Gene Ontology annotation, molecular function: calcium ion binding. The transcript has 6 exons. The record is from RefSeq and is a predicted model, not a curated record. The coding region runs from base 384 to 833 and encodes 149 amino acids.
UAUAUAGAGCAACAGGAAUUUUGGUUUUGCGCUUUAUUACGUGACAAAUUGACAUACGAUAGUGAAUAGUGAAUGCGUAUUGCAAUUAAAACACUUUCACACGUGCAGUAUUCGGCAUUUUGGCAACGCGCUGAGUGGGAGAGGGACUACAGAUGUACCGGCGGAGGGAUACAUCACUCAAACUAAGGCACACCCGUUAGAUAGGGAUACUCUGGUGCAACACAAGGAUACAGUCUCCACAGAUUUUCCUCCAAACAUAUAUCAUAACACAGUUUGAUAUCGUUUAAGUUCUUCGUUGGAGCAUCUGACUUCUGAGUAAGGUCGUUAGAAAACCUUACAUUGCGUUUUGUCAUCUUCACGGAGCUUUAAACGUCAACGGGGCAAUGGCUGAUCAGCUGACUGAGGAGCAGAUUGCUGAGUUCAAGGAGGCGUUCUCGCUGUUUGACAAAGAUGGCGAUGGCACUAUCACUACCAAGGAGCUCGGGACUGUGAUGCGCUCUCUGGGACAGAACCCCACUGAGGCUGAGCUGCAGGACAUGAUCAAUGAGGUGGAUGCUGAUGGUAAUGGUACAAUUGACUUUCCUGAGUUUCUGACCAUGAUGGCCCGGAAGAUGAAAGACACAGACAGUGAGGAGGAGAUCAGAGAAGCCUUCAGAGUCUUUGACAAGGAUGGUAAUGGCUACAUCAGUGCAGCAGAGCUACGGCACGUCAUGACCAACUUAGGGGAGAAGCUCACUGAUGAAGAGGUGGACGAAAUGAUCCGCGAGGCUGACAUUGAUGGUGACGGUCAGGUCAACUAUGAGGAGUUUGUCCAGAUGAUGACUGCCAAGUGAAGAGAACACUGACAUUUCUCUCAGCGUUGCUUGAUCACUGUCUUUAAGAACCAAAAAAAGGAACAAUUACAAAUGAUAAACAAACCUGCCCCCCAAAUUCACUUAUAUGUAGAAUUUAACAAUUUGUGCUUCAGUACAUCCAAAUACUUCUAAGGUAUCUGUUUAGCGAACACCAACAGAAUAAACCCUAGAGAAGUUAAUGGACCAAGCUUUAAGAGGGCGAAGCCCCGACUUCAGACCAAGAUUCUGCUGAGUCACCCAGCUCCUGAUUAAUUUAGAGGGAAGAGCAACACUGAAAAGGCAGAGGGAUAGGAACCCAUGCCACAGUUGGAAUAGAGAAGUUGGCUAUUAAAUUCUUUCCCAUAUUCAACAAAGAACUCUAAAUACUGAAUUGAGUACUCUUCUUGCAUGCACCCUUUCUGUGGCGGUCUCUUGUCACAACAAGGAGGCUCUGAUCCCAUCAGAGGUAGUGGUCAGACUGUGUACACACUGGAGGUAUAUACAUUACUAUAUAGCUAUAUAUCUGUAAAAUUUGUGUCACUUUUGAUUAUUGCAAGAGCAAAUAGUUGCGAUGUAGGGUGUUCAUUGGUGCUCGGUUGCAGAAGAGCAUCCUUAUACCUUGAAGAGUUCGGACAAGAACGAGAGACUGAAAAGUGCUGACGUUUUUUCUUCCUCUCGGGGAUGUUAUGUUGUCUUGUUUUGAGUCGUGGGCUUUACAUUGCCUGCAGCACUGAUUGGAGACGGUAGUAUGGUGUAAUGCUUCGGGAGGAUUAUUGUGAAAACAACACUUGAGGACUGCAGUUAAUAUAUUUGUUCUGCAAUCAGAUAUCCUGAUGAUACAAUAUUGAUGUAAUGCUUUAUAAUUGUGUUCUCAAAUAUUAAUGUAUUGAUGACAAACUUUGGUCACCAAAUAUAUCUAUAUAUAUUAGUGUAUCGUAAAGUUUGCAUUGCCUAUUGUUGUAGUAAAUGACCUGUGACAUGUUUUCUCUUUGGUUUUGAAAUGUGCCAUAAUACUCUAAAACGCCUCAACCUUCUUGCAAGACUCGUAGUUCAUUAGAAUAUAAUAACUCUACUUAAUAUAAUAACGUAUAAAAAUACAUGCAGUUGAACAUAUUUGCACUUUGGUAUAAAUCAUGUGGAUAUUAAAAAGGUUUUGUGUAAAAGAAGAAAAACCAAAUGUCACUGUUGCUGCUGCUAUAACAACUCAUAUGUUACACUCAUUUCUCGUCCUUGUUGGUGUCUGAUCUUCGAUUUGUAGUCCGGUGAUUCAAUCUUCAAUCUGCUUGCUGUUUUACUGAACAGAAUACAUAUACUGUAUAUUCACAAAAACUACUGGUGGAGAGGUCGAUGUGUUUAGUGUGGGAAAUUCGAAUGGGACUUUCAGAUAGGGAUGAAAUGAGGUUGUAGCAAAGAAUUCAGCUUUAGAUUGUUUAGGUUUUCGAACAAUUGGCUAAAUUUAAGAAGUGAGUUAGCUGAGGUAUCUUAUGAUUUCCUCAAAGCAUGAAACUUCAAUACUGCUCUGCUUGAGGCGUUUUAAUUGGUUACCUUUGAUUCGGAUGUUGGGAAGUAAAUGGUAAAUGGACUGUUAAUUUCUGGAGGUAUCUCAAAAAUGUAAAGAUGUGAUAUAUUUUCCAUAAAUCAAUAAAUUGACUGAGCUUUACUUCA